Penicillium subrubescens is the source of this 1080-nucleotide messenger RNA. RefSeq names its product checkpoint protein HUS1 family protein. Gene Ontology annotation, biological process: nucleotide-excision repair; meiotic DNA integrity checkpoint signaling; mitotic DNA replication checkpoint signaling. The transcript is spliced from 5 exons. The record is from RefSeq and is a predicted model, not a curated record. The coding region runs from base 1 to 1080 and encodes 359 amino acids. Gene Ontology annotation, cellular component: nucleolus; site of double-strand break; checkpoint clamp complex. Lineage: Eukaryota; Fungi; Ascomycota; Eurotiomycetes; Eurotiales; Aspergillaceae.
AUGCGGUUCCGAACCCAAUUAAAGAAUACCAGGACCUUCUCCAAGUUGACUGCCUCGCUGGCAUCACUGGGCAAAGUAUGCUGGAUGCGACUGGAAUACGACGUGGUUCGAUUCACCGUGAUCCCAGAUCAAGGUACCCAAGUAUGGGCACAGAUUCCGGUUGACACCAUCUUCGAGGAAUCAUCAUAUCAAUUAGAAUCCAACUCCGACGCAAUUAAUAUCGAAAUUAACAUCAGUCUCUUAAACCGUGCGCUACGGUCAACAUUCGGCGCCUCGUCCUCACAGCUGCGCCUGACAAAGAAAGACAAGAUGCCUCUACUCGCACUCACAGUCCUCACAACCGAAUGGACAGAGGGCAACAUGGCCCUUGCCACCGACGAAGCAUUCGAGCAAAGCCAUACAACAGGUCCAUCGGCCCAGAACGAAGUAGUCGGCGACAGACGAGCCCGUGAGCGCGAAACAUGGAUCACACAGGAAGUCCCCAUCAAGAUCCUACACGAGGACGUGGUAGAAAGCCUGCACGAGCCGCAUUGUCCCGAUCCAGACGUAUACAUCAUUCUGCCAAACCUGAUGCAGUUGAAAAGUAUCUCAGACCGAUUUACCAAGCUAGCCUCUUCAGACAGCAAGGGCCAAAGGUCGGGCAUCGUGGUUACGGACCCAGCGGCGUCUUCCGCUGGCGCCACGGCGCUAUCUACCAACUCAGCUCCGAAACUGGAAUUGUCGGCCAAUAUGCAUGGUAAAUUACGCCUUGCGAUUGCGACGGAUGACUUGCGCAUUGCCAGUGUUUGGUCUGGACUCGUGAAUCCUCCUCUGGAUCCUGCGCAUAUCACGCAGGAUCGGGCUUCUCAGCUACCCAGUGAGCGUAUGCGAGAGGCAGGUGACGAUGAUGAGGCUGGAUGGGCAAAAGUGAGGAUUGAUGGGAAAGAUUGGGGUCGAGUGUUGAGUGUGGGGAGAUUGAGUCCAAAGGUUGUUGCUUGCUUUAUCAAUGAAACGGCGCUGGUUCUUUAUGUCUACUUGCCAGGCAGUUGGAAUGGCGAAGAAUCAUGUCUGACUUACUAUAUCAAUUCCUUUACGACAUAA